AUGGGCUGUAAUUGGUAUAACUUGGAGCCUGCGUGCCUAAAGGAGACAUACGUGGGUUUGAUAAAUUCCGUGAUUUUCAAUGAUAAAUGGUUUAAAGUGGCGGUAUGUUUCAUAGCAUUCAACCCCAUCUUUUGGAACGUCGUGGCCCGCCUAGAGUACCGCACACAUGUGUUGACAAAGUUGGCUGGUGGCGCUCGUAGCGGCUGUUACUUAUUAGCCUUGACUAUAUUCAGUCUCGGUAUCGCACGUGACUUGUCUUUCGAAUGGGCAAUGCGUGCUCAACCAACAUCUCCAGUGUUGGAUAGUGAGUUAAUCCGUAACUUGGGUCGUCUAUGCAUUGGUGCGGGCCAGGUUCUGGUUCUCACUUCGAUGUACCAGCUGGGAAUCACUGGUACUUACCUCGGAGACUAUUUCGGGAUCCUAAUGGACAACAUCGUUACUGCUUUUCCAUUCAACGUGUCUAAUAAUCCAAUGUACCACGGUUCGACACUUUCAUUCCUCGGUUAUUCUCUAUUGCAGGGCAAACCCGCAGGUCUGGUGAUCACCUUGUUCGUUCACACAAUGUACAGCAUAGCGCUAAAAUUUGAGGAGCCUUUCACGGCUGCUAUCUAUGCCCAGAGAGAUGCUCAAAGGGCCAAAAAGGACUAG
Messenger RNA from Torulaspora delbrueckii, 648 nucleotides. RefSeq names its product bifunctional phosphatidyl-N-methylethanolamine N-methyltransferase/phosphatidyl-N-dimethylethanolamine N-methyltransferase (gene OPI3). The transcript has a single exon. Gene Ontology annotation, molecular function: S-adenosylmethionine-dependent methyltransferase activity. NCBI's taxonomy places the organism in Eukaryota, Fungi, Ascomycota, Saccharomycetes, Saccharomycetales, Saccharomycetaceae. Gene Ontology annotation, biological process: phosphatidylcholine biosynthetic process. The record is from RefSeq and is a predicted model, not a curated record. Bases 1 to 648 code for a protein of 215 amino acids.